Molecule: messenger RNA, 1608 nt
Organism: Musa acuminata AAA Group (dessert banana)
Lineage: Eukaryota; Viridiplantae; Streptophyta; Magnoliopsida; Zingiberales; Musaceae
Product: fasciclin-like arabinogalactan protein 2
Exons: 2
Coding region: 260-1459 (399 amino acids)
Cellular component (GO): plasma membrane
Source: RefSeq, a predicted model, not a curated record
AUUGAAAGACGAUGGUGAUUCUCCAACACAUCCAUUGUAUAGUAAGACAUGGCUGACGCCUGUCUUUCGUUUCGUAACUAAGCACUUGACUCGCGUCUCAGUGCAUGAGCUACUUCGUCUCCGCUGCUUCUUCGACCUUAUAAUCUCCGUUCCCCUUCUUCCCCGCACACCACACAAGCGCUCCCUGCUUCUCUCUUCCUCCUCCUCCUCAAUUCCUACGGUUAGUGUAGCAUUCACCAUUCUACAGCCAGCAGAGGCAAUGCAGCGAGCUGUUCCUCUCCUUGCCGCUUCUCUCCUGCUGUUGGCCGCUGCUGCCACCUUUCCGGUUGCACGCGGCCACAACAUAACCAAGAUCCUGGCGCAGCACCCGGAAUUCUCCACCUUCAACCACUACCUGUCCGCCACCCACCUAGCCAACGAGAUCAACCGCCGCCUCACCAUCACGGUGCUCGCCGUCGACAACGCCGGCAUGUCCGACCUCCUCGCCAAGCACCUCUCCCUCCUCACCCUCCGCAACGUCCUCUCCCUCCACAUCCUCAGCGACUACUACAGCUCCAGGAAGCUCCACCAGCUCAGCAGGGGCUCCACCAUCUCCUCCUCCGUCUUCCAGUCCUCCGGCCACGCCCCCGGCACUACCGGCUACAUCAACAUCACCGACCACCGCCGGGGAAAGGUCACCUUCAUCACCGAGGACGCCGGCGGCGCCCCGCCUGCUGUCUUGGUUAAGUCCUUGAAGGAGAUCCCCUACAACAUCUCCAUCCUGCAGAUAAGCACCAUCCUCAGCUCCCCCGAGGCGGAGGCCCCCGUGGCGGCGCCCGCCCCCGUCAACCUCACCGUGCUCCUGGCCAAAAAGGGCUGCAAGGCCUUCGCCGAUCUGCUACUAGCCAGCCCGGACGUCCUUCAGAUCUUCGAGGACAACCUCGACGUCGGGCUCACGGUCUUCUGCCCCAGUGAUGGCGCCGUCAGGGCCUUCGGCCCCAAGUACAAAAACCUCACUGGCGACGGUAAGGCCUCCCUCCUCCUCUACCACGGCGUGCCGGCGUACUACUCUCCCCAGCUCCUCAAAACCAACAACGGCUUCUUCACUACCCUCGCCACCACCAGCCGCAACAAGAACUUCCAUUACACCGUGCGGACCGACGGCGACGCCAUCACGGUCAAGACCCGAGUUGUCACCGCCACCAUCACCUCCACAAUCCUCGACCAGGAUCCUGACGCAGUCUACGCUAUCAACAAGGUGCUCCAGCCCCGGGAGCUGUUCAAGAUCCCCGAGGUCGUCGAGGCCGACGCUCCCGCCCCGGCUUCCAAGAAGUCCAAGCACGCCGCGGCAGGCCCCGAGGAGUCACCUGCGGACGAAGAGGCGUCGGACAACUCUGUUCUCAGUCUCAGCGCCGCCGGAAGGUGGCUCACCGCCGCCAUGGCUGCCACUUUGGCGGCAGCAGUCAUAGUCGUCGUCUGAUAUAAUAAUUCUCACGAUUUGGGACGGGGAAUAAUUGAGGACCAGAGAGAUAUACAUAUAAUCUUCUAUAUAUACACAUAUACUCUCUUCCUCCGGUGAAUUUGUUCUGUAGAUUGUGUGGUUUUAAAUGGUGAUGAUGAGUUACUUCA